Sardina pilchardus (European sardine) is the source of this 4062-nucleotide messenger RNA. RefSeq names its product proline, glutamate and leucine rich protein 1 (gene pelp1). The record is from RefSeq and is a predicted model, not a curated record. Gene Ontology annotation, cellular component: nucleus. The coding region runs from base 2 to 3811 and encodes 1269 amino acids. Lineage: Eukaryota; Metazoa; Chordata; Actinopteri; Clupeiformes; Clupeidae. The transcript is spliced from 17 exons. Gene Ontology annotation, biological process: rRNA processing.
GAUGGCCACGGCGGGUUGGCUGCAUGGCUCCGCCAGUAUGCGGCUGACCGAGGGGUUAGUGUCAGUUUUGAAAGAAGAGCGACCCGAAUAUUUACCCUCACUUUUGGCAAAUUAUCGGGAGCAUGGCGUGAUCCCGACGCAGAAUAGUGCAGCGGUUGGUGGUCUCGUGGGGCUCAGCAACGCACGCCUUGGCUCAAGCAAAACCAGGUUUGAGGGUCUCUGCCUCCUCUCGGUGUUGGUGAAGGAUGGCUCCAGCGAGCUGUUCCAGCAGCAUUGCCUGUCAUGGUUACGCUCUGUACAGCAGGUUAUUCAGUCACAGGCCCCACUGCCCUCGGUUCAGCUGGCCGUCAUGGUGCUGCAGGAUCUACUGCAGUACUCCUCCCAGAUCCCAGAGCUGUCCAGGGAGAUCGGGCUGAACUGCAUCCUGGGAAUCCUGACCUCUUUGCUCAGUCUCAAGGCAGAGUCCCACCUGGUAGCUAUGGAGGGUAUGAUGGCGUGUAUGACCUACUACCCUCGUGCCUGUGGGUCUUUGAGGGAAAAACUGGGAGCCUAUUUCAUGUCUAAAAUGGAUUCUGACAAUCCUAAAGCGCAAGAGGUGGCGUGUGAAUGUUAUGGUCGCUUGCCUUGCCUGGGUGGCGUCCUGGAGAGAGGGGGAGGCGGGCGCAGAGCCGAGAGCUGGACCAAUCAGACUCACUGUCUCCUAGCUACAGCGAAUAGCAUUCUUGCGCAGCUCUACCAAGGAGCAGAGACUGAGGGAGUAGUGCAGUACGAAGGCCCAGGCCUGGAGUUGCCCUUUCCUCCACUCGAUGAAAUCGACCCCCUCCUGAUGCUCCAGCUCAGCCACCGAUACAGGGCUGUGUGCCUGGCUCUCAAUCGCACACUCAGUGUGGACUCUGGCUCUCCCGUCCGACUACCUGUUCAGCAUAUCCUUAACUUUGUGUGUCGGGCACUGGGCGUGAGCAGCAAGAGCAUUAACCUCACAGGCGAUGGCUGCCUGAAACUGCUGGUCUUGCCUUCUGUACAUAGUGACACUGUGGAUGUCCUGUCUACGCUUAUCAAAGUUGUUGGAGGGGGCCUGGCACAGUACAGCAGCGUGUUGACCAGACUGUUCUCUCAGUCGUUGUCGUCAUGGACUCCACCACCAGAGGCCAGUAUUGGCCAACAGAGGGCAUACAGUGCUGUGCGUGUGCGCCUCUACCGCACAUUAGAGCUGUGGGUACAAGUGGGAGGGGCCUCGGCGUGUGUUCUACAAGGAAGUCCCACCCACUCAGAGCUCAUUUUCACCCAUCUGAUGGGUGACCUCACACCCGGGGCAGAGGCCAUCAAGCUCAAGGUCGGGCCGUCAGUAGGAGCUGACAUGGUCGCCCCUGCAAAGGCUGGGCCUAGGCGGACGAAGGGUUUAGGCCUGGGAGACACUGGGACAAUGACCACACAGCGGAAGGGAGAUUCAUUGGCCAAUCAAGACACCUGCCUGUCUGCACUCAGAGUUCUGAGGCACAUUAUUCUCAACAGUGGGACUCUUUUGAAAGAUGAGCUGCAUAAGAGGCUGCAGGACAUAGUGGUCCCCCUGUGUGUGCGGCUGCAGCAGCAGCAGCAGCUCUGUGAUGUGGAGUUGAGUGGCCAGUAUGGCAGCCCUGCGCCGCGCCGUGAGCUCUACCGCCUCCUGCUGGCCCUGCUGCUGGUGCCGUGUCCGCGCUGGCCGCCGCCGCUCGCCUGCGCCGUGUCCUUAUUCAGCCACGGACGCCGCGACCGCAGCUUGAAGGUGUCCUCGUUCUGUGCGGAGGCUUUGACCAUAUGCAACUGCUUGCUCCACCCACGCGCCCCCUCCAUCUCCCUCCCGCUGCCCCCCCUCGCCCUCAAGCCUACCUCGGCCGCGCCGGUCCUCCCGUCCUCCCAGAACCCCGUCUUGUCCCUCCCCAACCUCCUGGCCGGCUCCGCUCCCGGGCCCCCGUUCCCGGCGCGCCACCCUCUCUCCCUGGGCCCGGCUACCCUGCUGGGCUCCCUGGAGAACCACCUGUCCCUCGCCGCUCCGGUGCUGCCUCCGCCGACCAUCCCCAGCAUCCCGGGCGAUCUGCUGUUGUCACCCUCGCAGCCGGCCGACCUGGCAGGCCUGGGAGCCCCCGAAGCCCAGCGCCACAUCUUCAUCCGCUACGACAAGGAGGAGCCCGAGGACGUGGAGAUCUCUCUGGAGAGCGACUCGGACGACAGCGUCGUGAUCGUGCCCCCGGGCAUGCUCGAGCAGAUGAGGCAAGACGGCACCGCGUCGAACGCCCCGACCAUGCCCACCAACUCUGGCCCGCCUGCCCAGGCCCCCACGGCUGGGCCGUGUCCCCCCACAGUCCCAACCGUGUCCGGGACGGAGGCUGUCAGCUCUGGAGAUACCCCGCUAGCCAGUGAGCUCCCCACCCCUGCAUCUCUCCCCCACCAGGUCUUGCCUGCCACCCCCAGCACGAGCAGCUCCUUCCCUGGUGGCCAGGCCAACCCGCUGGUGCCUCUGGUGCCUCCCCUGGGCUCGUCCACCCCCCUCGUGCCAGCGCCCCCUGUCAGUCUGGGCGAGUCGCUGCCCGGAGCUCAGCUACAGCAGAUGCUGAUGCAGCCGUCGCCGUCGCCGUCCCAGCUGGGCGUGUCGCUGGGGGUUCACAUGCACAACCACAUGAACCCGCUGGCCGUCAGGCAGCAACAGCAGAACCUGGCCAGCGAGGAAGAGCAGACGGUCAUCAACAUUAACAGCACAGACGAGGAAGACGAGGAGGACGAGGACGAGGAGAUCGAGGACGAAGAUGAGCUGGGAGAGGAGGAAGAGGAGGGACUAGAAGGCAGCGAUUUCCCGGAGGAGGAGGAGGAGGACGAGUACUUUGACGGCGACGAGUAUGGAGAGUACGACGAAGAGGAGGAGGAGGAAGGAGAAGAGAUUGAGGAGGAGGAGGAGGAAGAGGGGAUGGAUGACAUCCCGCCACUGGAGGGCGAGAGCGAGCAGGGCAUGAUGGACAGGGAGGAAGGAGAGGUGAUCAGACCCGAGGAAGAGCGGGGGAUGGAGUUGUUUAGCUUGGACAGAGACGGACUCCAAGGUGAAGGAGCGGACCGCGUAGGAGAGGAGAAGACGGUCGUCUGCGAGGAGGAGGAGGAGGAGGAGGAGGACGGAGGCAACGUCAAGGAAGGAGGAAGCUUGGAGGAGAAGGAGAAGAGAGGAGCGCCAGAGAGGGUGGAAGGCGUCCUGUCCUCGGAGAGAGCACCACAGAGCGAGCGGGAUGGGGGCCCGAUGAUGGGGCCUGAGAUGGAGGGGCCGGUCCAGGGUGACGGGAUCAGCAGACUGGAGCUGGACACUCCGGAGAUUGGGGUGUGGGAUCAGAAAGAAGCCCUACAGGAGGCGGUUUCGUCCCUGGAAGCAGGCGCCAUAGAGCAGAUCCCGGGGGUCGUGUCAGAGGUCAGAGACCUGGAAGGGCUACAGCAGCAACAACAGCAGCAGCAGCAGCAGCAGCAACAGCAGCAGCAGUCGUCUAGACCAGAACAGGAAGAGCUGGCCAGUUGUAGUGAUGUCGCAGCCCCUGGACAGGAACUGAGAUUGCAAGACCUGGAAGAAGCGCCCAAAAAGGAGGGUGCAGAGGGCGAGGGAAAGGAGGGAGAGGAGGAGGAGGGGGAGGAGUCGUCGAGAGGAACCAAGCGGAAGUUGGACGAUCUGGAGGAAGAGGUCGUGGAGCAGAGCGGAGAGAAGAAAAAGCUGGAUGACGAGGCCAUGGCGUCCAUGCUGGCGGAUUUUGUGGACUGCCCUCCCGACGACGAGGAGCACCGUUCCUCUCCAGCCAACUCUUAGGCUCGGCCGAACCAGGAUCUCAGCAGGACGCCAGAAUCAGGAUCGGAAAAAAGGUGUCUCGUCUACUGUCGUUUGUCUGUUCCAGUGUCAGUGGAAUAAAAAAAACGUCCUUCCUCUUCACCCAUCCAAAGUGAAAGUGCCGGAUGAAUCAGUGAUAUUUAUGAGAAGCGCUUGUUACAUCUACUGUCUGUUAUGGAGAUGAUGACACUAUCAUGUACAUUGAUGAUGGGGAGGAAGGGGGCGGCGGGGGG